AUGUUAUUUCGAUCAGCACUGCUCAGUAAUGUACUGCUUUUGCCCGCAUGCGCACACGACGUUCUCUUCAGUCGCGACCUGCCAUUGCCGAUUGCAGCCAAUGCCGAAUCCUAUACCGACUGUGCGAAUGCCGCCUGGCCACCGUCGAAUGUGGGUGUUGAGCUUGUGCCACAACCUCCAGAUGACGAACUACGAGCCAUGGUCGAUGAGAUGAGCGCCGAGAACAUCGAAGCUACCAUCACCAAGUUGGUGUCAUUCGGAACACGCCACACGCUGUCUACCUUCAACAGCUCAACCCGCGGUAUCAAUGCAGCACGUGAUUGGAUUGCCUCUGAGAUGCGAAAGUAUGCUGCUGAGAGUAACGGCACAAUGACGGUCGAGGUCCAAAGUUAUGUUCAGGGAGUGGCUAGCCGGAUACCAUUUCCCGUCACCAUUUCCAAUGUCCUAGCAAAGGCCACGGGAAGUGAGGAUCCCAGUAGGGUCUACGUUAUGACCGGGCACUAUGACAGCAGAGUCACGGAUGUGCUCAACUACGAGUCCGAUGCUCCUGGUGCCAACGACGAUGCCAGCGGCACAGCCAUUGCCAUGGAACUUGCGCGCGUUCUAGCCAAGCACCAGCCCAAGUCCACCAUCAUCCUGGGUGCCGUGUCUGGUGAGGAGCAGGGCUUGUACGGCUCGACGUAUCUUGCCCAGACACUAAAGAAUACUAGCACGAAUGUGGAAGGAAUGCUCAACUGCGACAUUGUUGGCUCUUCUACUGGCGACCGAGGCCAGAAGGACCCUUUUACUAUACGCGCCUUUGCCCAGGGCCCUCCUCCACUUUCUGCCGAGAGUAGCGCCAAAGCGGCACAGCGUCUCCAGAUUGGUGGCGAGAACGACAGCCCCGCCCGAGAACUUGCGCGAUUCUCUGCCGAGGUUGCUGCCAACAAUGCCACUGGCAUGAAAGUUGCUAUCAUCUACCGUCUCGAUCGUUUCCUGCGCGGCGGCGACCAUACGGGUUUCUUACAAGCCGGAUAUCCAGCUAUUCGCUAUACCGAGCCCAACGAGAACUUUGCCCACCAACAUCAAGACAUCCGCACUGAAAACGGAACUGUGUAUGGCGAUCUUAUAGAGUUUGUCGACUUUGAUUUUACAGCGCGCGUAGGAAAGGUCAACCUCGCAACCCUGUGGUCUCUUGCCCAAGCACCUGCUAUGCCACGUAAUGUUACCAUUGAUGCAACUAUCCUGGACAAUGAGUCGCGCAUCAAAUGGAUUAUAUCCAACAGCACCGAUGUAGCAAGUUACGAAGUCGUAUGGCGCUCCACUAUCGCGAGUUUGUGGACUCACAUGCUCGAUGUGGGCAAAGUGGGAUACGUCGUCCUUCCGCUUAGUAAAGACAAUGUCAUCUUUGGCAUUAGAGCUGUUGGAAAGAAUGGAUACAAGAGCCCAGCGGUAUACCCAUUCCCUGGGUAA
Molecule: messenger RNA, 1452 nt
Organism: Pyrenophora tritici-repentis Pt-1C-BFP
Lineage: Eukaryota; Fungi; Ascomycota; Dothideomycetes; Pleosporales; Pleosporaceae
Product: peptidase M28
Biological process (GO): proteolysis
Molecular function (GO): metalloexopeptidase activity
Source: RefSeq, a predicted model, not a curated record